This is a messenger RNA of Ricinus communis (castor bean), 1849 nucleotides long. Its product is annotated as sugar transport protein 12. NCBI's taxonomy places the organism in Eukaryota, Viridiplantae, Streptophyta, Magnoliopsida, Malpighiales, Euphorbiaceae. The record is from RefSeq and is a predicted model, not a curated record. The transcript is spliced from 5 exons. Bases 33 to 1679 code for a protein of 548 amino acids. Gene Ontology annotation, biological process: monosaccharide transmembrane transport. Gene Ontology annotation, molecular function: monosaccharide transmembrane transporter activity. Gene Ontology annotation, cellular component: membrane.
UCUUCAUUGAUUCAAUCAAAAUCAAUCAAAAGAUGGCUUCUAUUGUUGUCAGAGUUGGUGGUGGCAGUGACCCUAAUUACACUUCGAAGACGACACUCUAUGUCGUAUUUGCAUGCAUCAUAGGAGGCAUAGGUGGUUUGAUGUUUGGUUAUGAUAUCGGUAUCUCUGGUGGUGUGACAUCCAUGGCUUCCUUCUUGAGUGGAUUCUUUCCUUCAGUUUAUCGAAAGAAAACAUUAGAUAGCUCAGUCAGUCAGUACUGCAAGUUCAACGAUCUUACUCUUACUAGUUUUACAUCUUCUUUAUACCUGGCUGCGCUGGUUGCGUCCCUCUGUGCAUCAUGGAUCACCAGCAAACUCGGUCGAAGAAUGUCCAUGGUUCUCGGUGGUUUUGUUUUCCUGGCCGGAGCUGCUCUCAAUGGUGCUGCUCAGGCUGUCUGGAUGCUUAUUCUUGGCCAUAUCUUGUUGGGUAUUGGUGUUGGCUUUUCUAUUCAGUCUGUGCCGCUUUAUGUUUCAGAGAUGGCUCCGUACAAAAGACGUGGCUUUUUCAACAUUGUGUUUCAAUUGUCCAUAACAAUUGGUAUUCUCUGCGCUAAUCUCGUCAAUUAUGUGACUCCAAUUUUGAUGAAAAACGGCCAAGCAUGGCGUGUUAGUCUUGGCGGUGCAUGUGUUCCCGCUGCUUUCAUCUUUAUCUCAGCUUUGUUUCUUCCAAAUACACCAAACUCUCUGUUAGAGAAAGGUCAAGAGCAAGAAGCUAAAGCCAUCCUUAAAUGUAUCCGCGGUGCUACUCAAGACCACCAAAUUGAGAAUGAAUUUCAAGACUUGGUUAAGGCUUCCGACGAGGCUAGGCAGGUGGAGGAUCCAUGGAGAAAGCUUCUGAGGACACGGAAAUACAAACCACAUCUCGUAAUGGCUGUACUAAUCCCAGCACUUCAGCAACUUACUGGAAUUAAUGUGGUCAUGUUUUACGCUCCAGUGCUGUUUCAAAGCAUUGGGUUUAAAGACGAUGCUUCUCUUCUUUCCGCAGUAGUUACUGGAAUUGUUAAUGUCUUGGCUACAUUUGUUUCUAUGUAUGGAACUGAUAAAUGGGGAAGAAGGACUUUGUUUCUUGAAGGUGGACUUCAAAUGCUAAUCUUUCAGAUUUUGGUAGCAGUGUUUAUUGGAUGGAAAUUUGGAAAGACAGGAAUAGUAAAUAAUUUACCAUCAUGGUAUGCAAUUCUAGUUGUGUUGUGCAUCUGCAUUUUUGUAGCAGGAUAUGCAUGGUCAUGGGGACCAUUAGGAUGGUUAGUGCCAAGUGAAAUAUUCCCAUUGGAAAUCAGAUCAGCAGCUCAGAGUGUUGUCGCAGCAGUAAACAUGCUGUUCACAUUUGCAAUUGCUCAAUUGUUCCUUCCGAUGCUUUGCGUCUUGAAGUUUGGAUUGUUCAUCUUUUUCGCAUUUUUCGUUGCGGUCAUGACUAUCUUCAUUUAUUUCUUCUUGCCGGAGACUAAGAACAUUCCAAUUGAAGAAAUGUCUCAAAUUUGGAAAAAUCAUUGGUUCUGGAAGAGAUACAACAACAACAACAACAACCUUCCUCUUCUCGAAGAUGCUGUGUUUGGAAGAAAAGCGUUUUCAUUUUACCAUCUGGAUUUAUUAUUAAUAUGUUCUUGUCACAUAAUUCUUACUGUAAACAAUAACUUGGGCUAGAAAUCAUCUUGUCCAUUUUUAUCUAUAAUGUUGAUCCGAGGAAAAAAAUAAAUAAAAAUUGUGUUAGAAUUGGUCAAUGGAUGGACGCUUCAAAUUGGGAGAGUAUAUCUUCUCUGGUCUCUAGAACUUUUUUUAUUUUUUUAGGCAUUUAAACCAUUCUGUAUCCAAAU